UCGUCUUUGCUUUUUUGGAGUCAAGAAGACUCACACAAACUCAUAAGAUUAGAAAGCAGAGCACAACUCGUGUAUUGGAUUUGGAGGUUGUGGUUGUGGUCGUGGGCUCCAAUCUCCAAUGGCAAUGGAUCCUCAACCAGACCCACUUGCCUCUCCGGACACCUUAUCGGAGGUCGUCGUCGAUUCUACUUCCGGCGCCGCAUUCCGCCACCUUCGGUCUACUGUUUCUGAUAAUAACCAGGAAAGUAGUAGAUGGGGGACUCUGCUACUUGCCUACAAGACACUGGGAGUGGUUUUUGGAGGACUAGUUACAUCCCCACUCUAUGUAUACCCUUCGAUGCCAUUAAAAUCUCCAACAGAAGAUGACUAUCUGGGCAUCUAUAGCAUUAUGUUUUGGACUCUUACUCUUACUGGGGUUGUCAAGUAUGCUUGUAUAGCUCUCAAAGCAGAUGAUCAAGGCGAAGGAGGGACAUUUGCUUUGUAUUCAAAACUUUGUAGGAAUAUGAAUAUUGGAAUUGUUUCUCGAAAAUAUUCAAACUCGAACAAUGGCUUAAAGAACCAGAGUGCACUUGGGAAGUUUUUUGAGAGAAGUAUAGUGGCAAGAAGGGUGUUGCUUUUCAUUGCCAUAUUAGGCAUGUGCAUGCUAAUUGGAGAUGGGAUACUCACACCUGCAAUUUCAGUUCUGUCAGCAAUGGAUGGAGUAAGAGGACCCUUCCCUUCUGUCAGUAAAUCUGCGGUUGAAGGACUUUCUGCAGCAGUUCUAGUUGUUCUGUUCCUCUUGCAAAAGUUUGGUACCUCUCGAGUGAGUUUCCUUUUUUCACCUAUUAUGGGUGCAUGGACAUUUUGUACCCCAAUGGUAGGUAUCUAUAGCAUCAUAAAGUAUUAUCCAGGCAUAUUUAAGGCUGUGUCACCACACUAUAUCUUCAAUUUCUUUUGGAGAAAUGGAAAGGAAGGCUGGUUGUUGCUAGGGGGAACCGUCCUUUGUAUCACAGGUUCUGAAGCAUUGUUUGCAGAUCUGGGUCAUUUUAAUAGGAAAUCUAUUCAGAUGGCAUUUUUGUUCACAAUUUACCCAUCUCUGGUUCUAACAUAUGCUGGGCAAACAGCAUACUUAAUCAACUAUCCAAAUGAUCAUGAUGAUGGGUUUUACAAGUUUAUACCAAAAAAGAUAUACUGGCCAAUCUUUGUGAUUUCCACAUUGGCUGCAAUAGUUGCUAGUCAGUCACUGAUAUCAGCCACUUUUUCUGUAAUCAAGCAAUCUGUGGUGCUUGACUAUUUCCCUCGGGUAAAGGUGGUGCAUACAUCACCUAGCAAAGAAGGCGAAGUUUACUCUCCCGAAGUCAACUACAUCCUCAUGAUUCUUUGUGUUGCUGUCAUACUUAUAUUUGGAGAUGGAAAAGAUAUUGGAAAUGCUUUUGGUGUUGUUGUCAUUCUAGUCAUGCUCAUCACCACCAUACUACUGACCUUAGUCAUGAUCAUCAUAUGGAGAACACCAUCUUAUCUUGUUGGUCUGUACUUCUCAGUGUUUUUCGUCAUGGAAGGAGUUUAUGUGAGUGCAGUCUUCACUAAGAUUCCUGAAGGUGGUUGGAUUCCAUUUGCCAUCUCUCUUAUCCUUGCCUUCAUUAUGUUUGGUUGGUUUUAUGGAAGACAAAGAAAGAUUGCAUAUGAGUUGACUUGCAAAAUAACCUUAGAGAGAUUAGGACAACUAAUAUCGGAUCCCAGUGUCCAGAGGGUACCUGGAUUGUGCUUCUUUUACACCAACAUUCAAGAUGGCCUAACUCCUAUUCUUGGACACUACAUCAAGAACAUGAAAUCCCUUCACAAGGUUACCAUUUUCACUACUCUUAGAUACUUACUGGUUCCCAAGGUGACUCCACAUGAGCGAAUUGUCAUCAACAACCUUGGCUAUAAAGGCGUCUAUGGCUGUGUGAUUCAGUAUGGCUAUGCAGAUCCCCUGAACCUCGAGGGAGAUGACUUUGUUAGUCAAGUUAUAAGUAGCUUACAAGCACACAUCCAAAGCAACUCAUGUCAUCUAUCAUCUGAAAUGACGGAAAUCCAAGAACAAAUUUCUGAUUUGGAAGAAGCAAGGAAAGCAGGAGUGGUUCAUGUUCGAGGAAAGACUAGAUUUUAUGUUGGGAACAACUGCGGUUGGUUUGACAGAAUCAUGCUCGCGUUUUAUGAAGUUUUGCAUAGUAACUGCAGGUCUGCUCUCCCUGCUUUGGGCGUGCCAUUGACACAGCGUAUCGAAGUUGGAAUGCUUUAUGAGGCAUAAAAAGGUUUCUUCUGUCAUUUUCAUUUUCCUUUGUUAUUCCUAAAAUGGCAAUCACCCGUUCAGGAUCUGCAUGUAGUGCUAUGAAGGAAGGGGGCGAUUGGUGGCUUAGGCGAGUCUAAGGAGGCCGACAUUGGUGGUUCCAGUGAGUCGAAGGAGAAACACAUGCAUGGGUCUAUCAAAUUGACCGAUCAAGUGUUGAGUACUUGAUAAGCUAUUCAGCUACUACGUAUAUAUUUCUUGUUGAGUCUAUCAAAUUGUAUAGUCUUUUAUGAUUUUUGCUUGCUUUUAAUUGUGAUUUGUUAUGGCUUGUUUUGAUAUUAUAUAGGAUGGGUUUGUAACAAUAUGUUUCAAAUUUGUUAACAAAUAUCAUGGCUUAAUAUAAAUCUGUUACAAUAUUGUUAAUGUUUGUUAUUACAUUUGCUCUAUAUUAUUUAUUGCAUAUCAUUUUCAUUUUUCCAUUGCAUCAUUUAAGUAUGAAGGGAAGCUUUACUCGUUUUUUGCAUUAUUGUAAUCUAGGGAUGCUCAUGUUGUAUUUUUUGUGUUUUUGGAUUCU
This is a messenger RNA of Humulus lupulus (European hop), 2822 nucleotides long. RefSeq names its product probable potassium transporter 17. Gene Ontology annotation, biological process: potassium ion transmembrane transport. The transcript has 9 exons. Bases 119 to 2269 code for a protein of 716 amino acids. Gene Ontology annotation, cellular component: membrane. NCBI's taxonomy places the organism in Eukaryota, Viridiplantae, Streptophyta, Magnoliopsida, Rosales, Cannabaceae. The record is from RefSeq and is a predicted model, not a curated record. Gene Ontology annotation, molecular function: potassium ion transmembrane transporter activity.